AUGGUGAACGGUACCAGGGCUACUUCUGCCGAUCAAAUGAACGUGAUAUUGGUGUCGUUAGAUAGUGGGGAGCGUGUAGAGGUGACGGAGGCUUUCACCAUCGCCGACUUGCCGAUGCGAGCAGUGGAAUCGAUCGGGAAUUACAACGCGCUGGCGGCACCUGCGAGACUUGUGUUUCGAAAAGCCGACUCUCCCGAAGUCGAUUUUCUAAUAGGGUGUGACGUGCCCGAAGCAUACUGGGUCCUGGACCAGAAACUGGGCGGCAGGAAAGAACCAUAUGCUGCUGGCACCAUGUUCAGGUGA
Messenger RNA from Echinostoma caproni, 303 nucleotides. NCBI's taxonomy places the organism in Eukaryota, Metazoa, Platyhelminthes, Trematoda, Plagiorchiida, Echinostomatidae. The record is from the annotation of a GenBank genome assembly.